This is a messenger RNA of Phyllostomus hastatus (greater spear-nosed bat), 2296 nucleotides long. RefSeq lists its product as uncharacterized. The transcript is spliced from 4 exons. The coding region runs from base 58 to 498 and encodes 146 amino acids. Lineage: Eukaryota; Metazoa; Chordata; Mammalia; Chiroptera; Phyllostomidae. The record is from RefSeq and is a predicted model, not a curated record.
CCUGUUCUAGGGUGGUUGUUUUAGCCUCCCCCCAUCCCGCACGCCUUAGCGACAAAAAUGUACGGUGGAAAGAAGACUGAAGUCGGGCAUCGUGGGUUCUGUCGUAGCCAACGCUGUCAUGGUGUGAAAAUGUCACACGUCACCUCUCUGGAUUCACUGCCUAAAAGAAGUCUCAAGGCCCCGCCCUGCCACAAGGAGACCAGGAAGUGCAAUCCUAUUUGCUUGGAAGGCAGAGAGCUGGAGGUAUUUGGUGAUGGCCCUAGUGACUCCCACACUGGACUUCUUUGGUUCUGCAAACAGACAAACUGUUUCUUGCCUAAGGACCUUUAUAUUGUCAGCUUGGAUAUAUGUGUCUACAUUUCAACUGGAGUAAAGAGGCAGAAAGGAAGAAAACUGAAAUACAAGAAAGGAAAGUGUCCCUUUGUGGGAGGCAUGUCUGAAUGGAUGUGGCCUGGAAGAGACCCUUGGAGCAGAGGCCCAGCCCCUGACUCACACUGAGCUGUCCCCCAUCUGGCUGAGAUUGGCCCUGGAGCCGCCCACUACUCCAGCACCCGCCGUCUUCUUGGCAGAGACCUCCGGCGGCAGGCUUUGGACUCCAGGCUGCAGAAUUACUCACUCACUGAUUCUUCCGCUGGCAUCUGCUAGUAUCCAGGAAGAGGGCUUUGUAUUCUCUCUUUCUCACUCAGCUUUUUCCCUGUGCCCUUUAUUGGGUGAAUUGCUGGAGCCAGAGUUGGAUUGCUCUCCCCUUUCCUCUGAGGACCAGGAUCCCGCAAGAAUCAUCUCUGCACUUGAAAGGCUGGGGAGAAGUCAAACAUCAGUUCUGGCUCUGUGCCUCUGGAGGAAGACUUAGUCACUUGGUUACCAUUGGCUGAAAUGGAUCAGAGAUGUCACGGGGAGGAAAUGCACUUCCUAUGAGUUAGCAGAGAAUGGUCUUCAAAGAAAAAAUGGCCUUUUUAUCACACAGAGAAAGUUAGUGGCAAAUUAAUUUCCUCUUCUGAGAGUUCUGACUCAGAUCCCCUAAAUGCUGCUGUUAGCUGGUCCUUUCCACUCAGCACACAGAAAUCAUGGGAGGCAUGUGACAAAAAUAUAGAGCUGGGGGGAAGGAAAAUUAGACGUUUUAUACACAUCGUCUCAUUUUAUUCCCACAAUGACCUAAUGUCAUUGUCUUCACUUUUCAAGAGUUAACAAUAUGAAACUCAGAGUGGUGUCUGAAUUUAUCCUUGCCUGUCCAAGGUCACACAGUACAUGGCAGAGCCGACAUAUGGACCAAGUCUGUCUAAUGCCAAAGUCACAGUAGGGGAAGCAGCUCUUCUGUCUCCUUCUCUCCGUUUCCUUUUUCCUUUCUUCCAUUUGUCACCUACACCUUCCAAAGAGUCAGAGAUUUCCCCAAAGGAUUAGAUAACACAUAGCACAGUGCCUUGCAUACAGUAGGUGCUCAAUAAAUGAUUCUGAAUUUCUGUGCCAUGCCUUUUAAAAGUGUUUGCAUUUUCAAAAGGGACUCCUGGAAAAAAUAAUAGCCAACACCCCCAACUAAAUGGUGAAUAUCUAAUGCAGGGGAUCUUGAGCGUGGCGAUUCUUCCCUCUUGCUCCCCUCCUUUGUCUUGUGUUUUCUCUCUCUUUCAAAACAAACACUGGCACUAAUCUAAGUGCUUUAUAAAUAUUUGCUGAUUUAAUCCUCCUUACCACUGUAUGAAGUAGGUACUAUUAUUAUUAGUGGUAUGUCAUUUUGCAAAUAAGUAAAUGGUGCACACAGAGAGGGGCUUGGUUUUCUGCCUAGGAACACACCACUUAUUGGUGGUGCUAGAGUUUGAAGGUGGACAGUGAGGCUCUUCAACCACUGCCAGUGCACUAUGCAGCCUGUCCAGGUGGGGAUAGCUUCCUGGAGCCACUUCCAUCCCUCACACGCACCUGACAUUGAAUGGUUUCCAAGGUAUGUUCACAUGUCUCAUUGCAUUUGAUCCUCACCACCCUCUGUGAACUAAGGCCCAUUAUUCCCAUUUAUAGCAGAGGAAACCCAAGCUCCAAGAAUGUAAGUAGCUUGCUCAAGGUCAUACAACUGGUAAGCUGGCAGAGCUUGGGAGGUGAACUAAUUUGUAGCCCAUUUAUUUCCAUGAAUGAGGCUGGUGUUGAGGAAUUGGAGCUGACCAGAACAAAGACAAAGCAUUGAGCAGGAAAAAAAAUUGCUCAAUGUGCCCAUUUUUUUUCUUGACAAUCGGACAGGGAAAAUGUGUGUGUGUAUGUAAUAGUCAUAAAGUAUUCCUCAGACCUUGAGGUUUUAAUAAAAUGUGAAAAUAGU